Molecule: messenger RNA, 6101 nt
Organism: Manis pentadactyla (Chinese pangolin)
Lineage: Eukaryota; Metazoa; Chordata; Mammalia; Pholidota; Manidae
Gene: SNTG1
Product: syntrophin gamma 1
Exons: 19
Coding region: 876-2429 (517 amino acids)
Cellular component (GO): intracellular anatomical structure; dystrophin-associated glycoprotein complex
Molecular function (GO): structural molecule activity; protein binding
Source: RefSeq, a predicted model, not a curated record
UUUCAUUUCUAGCGUUAGGCAACUCGCUCAGAACCGCUGAAAACUCAGAAGAGGUUCAAAUCUGAUUUCUCAUGGAUUUCUACCUACGAUGUCAGAUAACAUCCGGAAACGCUACCACCAAAUAAGUAUGCGAGUAUAAUUUAGGAGAAAGAAUUAACCCCACCAAAACAUAAAGCGCCAGAGGAGAGGUGAGACUGGAAGACAAGGGAGCAUUUCGCAUCCGCUGCGGAAGACAGUGUGCCCUGGGGACCGGCUGGGGUCCGGUCCCCAUACUUCAGCACCGGAGGGGAUGGACAGCGUCUCUGGUCCCGGGGAGAGAACUGCUCUGAGACCGCCGCCGUCGCCACUGGCAGCUGGGCUCUCUGCUCCUCGCAGCUAAAAGGCUGUGCCUCCGAGUACCCCGACCCCUUCCCCUCCAUUGAAAGACGAGAAGUAAGCCUCCUUACCACCUGCUACAACUGCCGAACAGGGCUCCCUAGGUACUCCCGUUCCACGGAUUAAACUCCCAGUGCAGCAACUUCAAGAAUGAUUUUCUGUAGGGGGCUGGGCGGACUGCAAUCCGAAGAGUGAAGUCCAAGUUAAGAGGCUCUGAGAAACCAUGGGCUCUGCAGAAGGGGUCAACAUGCUCAAAGCCACACACUUCUUGAAAUAAAUAGAAUGUGCAUGAGAAGACUGCAACUGUUUUGGAAAUAGCUUUGUGAGAGGAGGUUCCAGAUCUAUGCAAAACCCUACGUUGGAGCAACUGAAAGACUUCCAAUUCCUUUACUUGGCUGACCCUUCUCCAGAAUGUUGAGAUUGCCAGAGAAGUGACCUUUGAGAAAGGAAACCAUUGCUGUACCUAAAUUCAGACAACAUCCUUUGUGGUGCCAUAGCACAUGGAUUUCAGGACUGCCUGUGAGGAGACAAAGACAGGGGUUUGUUUGCUGCAGGAUGGUAAUCAGGAGCCUUUCAAAGUCCGGCUGCACCUAGCCAAAGACAUUUUGAUGAUCCAGGAACAGGAUGUGAUUUGCGUGUCUGGUGAGCCUUUCUAUUCUGGUGAAAGAACAGUGACCAUCAGAAGACAAACUGUAGGAGGAUUUGGAUUAAGCAUAAAGGGGGGAGCAGAACAUAACAUUCCAGUUGUCAUUUCAAAAAUCUCCAAGGAGCAAAGAGCGGAACUUUCAGGACUGCUUUUUAUUGGGGACGCGAUUCUACAGAUAAAUGGAAUUAAUGUGAGAAAAUGCAGACAUGAAGAAGUGGUUCAGGUUCUUCGGAAUGCUGGAGAAGAAGUGACCCUAACAGUGUCAUUUUUAAAAAGGGCACCUGCUUUCCUCAAACUCCCACUGAACGAAGAUUGUACAUGUGCUCCCAGUGACCAGAGCAGCGGAACCUCUUCCCCUCUCUGUGACAGUGGCUUACACCUCAACUACCAUCCCAACAACACAGACACAUUGUCAUGUUCCUCAUGGCCAGCGUCUCCGGGCUUGCGAUGGGAGAAGAGGUGGUGUGACCUGAGGCUGAUCCCCCUACUGCACUCGCGCCUCUCUCAGUAUGUGCCUGGGACAGAUUUGUGUCGGCAGAAUGCUUUUCAAGUCAUUGCUGUGGAUGGGGUCUGCAGUGGGAUCAUUCAGUGCCUAUCUGGUGAAGAAUGUAUUGACUGGCUACAAGCAAUAGCAACUAAUAUUUCAAACCUCACAAAGCACAAUAUUAAAAAAAUCAACAGAAACUUUCCUGUAAACCAGCAGAUCGUCUACAUGGGAUGGUGUGAAGCACGGGAGCAGGACCCCCUGCAAGAUCGCAUGUACUCUCCAACAUUUCUGGCCCUGAGAGGCUCAUGUCUUUACAAGUUUCUGGCACCUCCAGUGACAACAUGGGACUGGACCCGAGCAGAGAAAACAUUUUCAGUUUAUGAAAUUAUGUGCAAGAUUCUAAAGGACAGUGACCUUCUGGACCGGCGGAAACACUGCUUCGCGGUGCAGUCCGAGUCUGGGGAGGACCUCUGCUUCUCUGUGGAGUUAGACUCGGACCUCGCCCAGUGGGAAAGAGCUUUCCAAACAGCAACCUUUCUGGAAGUGGAACGGAUACAGUGCAAGACCUAUGCAUGUGUGCUAGAAAGUCACCUAAUGGGACUCACAAUUGACUUCAGCACAGGAUUUAUCUGCUUUGAUGCCACAACAAAGGCUGUACUGUGGAGGUAUAAAUUUUCUCAGCUUAAAGGUUCUUCAGAUGAUGGCAAGAGUAAAAUCAAAUUUUUGUUUCAGAAUCCAGAUACUAAACAAAUUGAAGCAAAGGAGCUGGAAUUUUCAAAUCUAUUUGCUGUUCUUCACUGCAUUCAUUCAUUCUUUGCAGCCAAAGUGGCUUGUCUGGACCCUCUCUUUUUAGGCAAUCAGGCUGCUGUUUCUGCUUCUGCCGCGUCUGCUACCACAAGCAGAGGAAAGUACACGACUUGACAUAGGCUGUGCAUCACCACUUACCAUAAUUGUAUAAACAGAAUAAACAUAUUCAUUACUAUGGACCUCAGAGAAACAAUGAUACCACCACCUCAACAGUGAAGUCAAACUGAAAUUUCAGCAGAGAGAACUAUCAUAAGGGAUCAUAAAAGCAUUUCUAUUUUGGAAGGCAGCUGUGAAUAAUUCCAAAUGAACAGAACCAGCUUGUUCUUGCUCAGUUGAUUCGUACCAGUAUCCUGCAUUCAUCUAAAGUGGAGACAAAGAAUGAUUUGAAGUAUGUACAUACUAUAAAAAUUAUAAACUACCUAUAAAUAAAAAUACCAGUUAAAUGGUUAUUUCUGUAUUUUAGAUUAUUUUGUAUGCCAAAUACAUGUUGGGCCAGAUCAUGAACUAAUGACCUAUCAUUGUAUGAGUGACAUAAAGGAGGCAAAAACCAUAUGGCAUCAAGGGGACUAGCAUGCAAAAAAUCUCAUCAAAGAAGAAUGCACUUUCAUUUGCUCAUGUAGAUUUCCCCUCGUAUUCUCUUUCCAUGGUUUAACACUGGCACUCCAGCUUGGUUUAUCUUAUUGUAAAAUAUUCCUUAGAAUUACAAAAUAAUAAUUACAUUGACCUAUGAUAGACACAGUGUGAAAUGGGCUAUUUCUCCCUUGUAUCACUGAUACUAAAUAUUUUAGUCAUUGCCAAUGUUAAACACACAUGCCAAAAUGUGUUAAUUUAAUUAUGAAUGGAAGAAACGUUCAUGUAUGUUUUGUUCUUUCCUUCAUUUAGGGAAAUUUGUAUGUUACUUAACAGGGUUUGUUAUCAAAUUAAAGUUUCAUAAAUUUCAGUGACCCUAAAAACUUCUAUAAAUAAAAUAAUGUCAAUAAAUGCAGUAUGAGAAAUAAUUCUUUGUAAUCCUAACCCUACCAGUUAAUCCUGGACUGAAAUGUCCCUAGAAAGGAGUCUCAAAGCUAUUACUUAUGUUAGGUAAAUGAAAUGUUUUCAUUUUAGUAAUAUUUUAUGAGAAAAUAAGGUGAGAUAUGAAAAUAUAAUUUAAAAUUUCUAACUUACCGUGUCAUAAAAGUUAUUAUGUAAUGCCAAAUUAUUAGGGUUAUUUUAGAUAUCUUGUCUUAGGAGUGUAAAUGUGAAAGGCUGGAAAUUCAAAGGCAUCGAAAGUAUGUGUACAUAGUUCAGAUCCCAGAUAUUUCAUAACUAUUUGUGUAAUGUGGAAAUAUUCUCUGUCCUUCACUACCACACUACUGAGAGCUGCUUUUAAAGAACAAGUUGCCUAUUAAAAGAUAAAAAUUACUUUGUAUUAACACAUGUUCUCUGAAAUUAAUCAAACUAAACUAAAUCAAAUUGGAUAUUUCCUUGUGAAGAAGACCAAGCAUCAAUACUUGGUUUUAUUUUAUAUUUUUUAAAUAGGAGAAAAAAAGUCACUCAAGAAAGAAACAAAUUUACUUAUAAAAAGGGCACAUGAUCAUUAUAAUUAAAAAGUUAACAUUUCUAUAAUUAUUGUGUUAUUCAUUUUACAUCUGAUUAAUUCUUAAGCACAUGAUAUUGAAAAGAAAAAAUUAAGGAUUAUAAUUGUAUCUGGAUAAGUGUUAAGUUAUAUCUAGGACACCUUACUAAAAGAACUGUGGCAAAUUGGACAAUAAAGUUUUUAAUAUAAUUUAUUUUGAUCCUAAAACUAAAUACAUAUCCAUAAUUUGGUUAACACUAGAAUUAUUGCUCAUUAUGUAUUGGUCAAACACAACAAUCAUUCUAAAAUCAGAAGACUACUAAAAGCAGGCUUCAGUUGGCCACUUACUGAACUUAAAAGAGUAGAGGGAAGAUCUCCCUUAGGAUUUUCAACAGUUGUAGCCAGUUCAUUAUCUGCUACUAACUGGAGCUAUACCUCAUUGUGCCCCACAUUGGGGUAACAUCUCUCUGUCCACAGUGGGAUAAUCUGGUCUACAGGUAACAGGAAAUGGCUUAGUUAGCCAAAAAAAAGUUUUAAAACUUUAUAUAAGUGUAAUGUAAUCAUUUAAAACUCAGACUUUGUAAAAGAUGGAUAUUAAAAAGAAAAAGACAAUUUGAUUAAAUAUCUUUUUUGUUAUAUCAUAAAGAUCUUCUAGCCUGUGCUUAUUAUGUCUAUGAUGAAGAAAAGAUGGUACACAUGAGGUACGCAUGGGUAUAUAUAUCCUUGUGCACGCGUGCGCGCGCACACACACACACACACACACAUAUACAUAUAUGUAUAUAUAAAGUAAAACAUUAACCACAAAUUAUAUUAGGAGAAUAUAUUUCAAAUAUAUAUGCUUAAUGUAAUUUAAAUUUACUUUGUAAAUUAUAGCUUGAAUUAAAAUUUGUGAUAAUACCACAUGGUGUUUAUUUUUGAUACUACUGUUAAAAUAUCAACAGGCCUAACACAAUUAGUAGAGUAAACACCUAUUAGAAAAUAAAUAUUCUUCUAGUUUUCAUCAGCUAGUGAAUAGCAUUUCACAUUUCCUUUUGCAUGCAAUGAUUAGCCACUGUCAUCUGUUUUAAUUUGGACUACUUGAGAAAGUUUAGAAAUGAACAAAAAAACAACAUAAAUCUCUAUUUCUCAUGUAAUUUAGGUUUAGAUGCAUGAGAUUUACUCAUCAAAUUCUAGUUUGUAUAGAGCACAUUUUAAGAACAGAAUGCUUAAUUAUGCGUUAACCCUCCAGUGCCUUGGUAUAUCAUAUGUGUGUGUAUGUGUGUGUGUGUGUAUACAUUACACAUAUAUAUGUAUGCAUAUAUAUAUAUAUAUGUACACAUACAUAUAUAUGUAUGUAUGGACAUGAUUCAUUGCAGUGUACAUGGUGCAAGCUCAAGGGGAAUAUUCUAUAUAGGUACUUAGGUCAGAGAACAGAGUUCAAAAAUCAUUUGAAAUCUUUCCUAACUACUACAAUAAUGUAUUUUGCCUGACAAAAAAAAAUAACAAUUAAUUUAAUUGAAGUAUAUUAAAGAGGGGCAUUUUUAAUUUAUGUUGCAAUAAGUAUUUUUAAAUACUUUAAUAGAUAAUGUAAGUGUAAUGUGUACUCCAACAUUUAUCAUCCAACACUAUUUCUAAGAGAGAAUAGUCAGCUAAUCAUUUUUUGUCCAUUUUUCAGGCAUAUACCAACUUAUAGCUUUAAAGCCUGUGCUUGCAAAACUGUCAUUCAGCAAGAAAAAAAGUAAUUUCUUGGGAAAAAAAGGUCAAAUUCACAUUAACCAUGUAAGCAAAUAAAUUUUCCUCUGGGUGCAUUAAUUUAUAAAGUGACAUUUCUCUCACAACAACAAAGCUUGUUUAUAAACUGUACAUUCAAUGUUGGGUAUGAGAGAAGCUUGAUUUAUUGCUGUGGAAAAAUAAUAAUCCUAACAAUUAUUUAGAAUUACUGCUAGAAAUCAGCAGUGUGGAGAAGCUUUAAAAGCACAAGGAUAAUCUUGUGCUUAAGUUUUUAAGGUAAGUGUAUAUGUUCUGAUAUUAGUAACAUUUUACUACACUUAAUACUGCUAUAUACAUGAGCUCUUCUUAAGGAAUUGCUUUAUCCAUACCUCUAAAAUUCUUGUUUAUGGUUUAUUCUUAUUCAUUAAUAUCUUCAAAUCAUAAUUCACUUAUUUGCACAUUUGAAGUUUCUUUUGAAGAUAAAUACAAUAUUAUAAAUGUUAUAUAUUUUAUACAUAUUAAAAAUGCAAUGAAAAUACAAG